GAGUUUUCACCACUGAUUCUUUCCAAUUAUUACCAUCAUGGCGGAGAUCUUCGGCGCAGUCGUAGGGGGGGUAGCUCUUUCGACCCAGCUUACGCAAUGCGGUAAAAAAAUUCGGAAGGCCAUAAAGAAGAUCAAAAGCUCGCGACGAGAUAUCUCAGAGCUCGCAGAUGAUACCGUCAUUUUUGCUGGCUUGUGCGAGGGCUUUUUGCGUGCAUGUGCUGACGGGCGCGAAGCACAUAUUGGUAGAUCCUCGUCGAUUGGAUCUCUAAACAUCUGGAUCAAGAAGACAUUGGCCGGGCUGCACGAGCUUCUGCGGAAGGUGGAGGCGUUGAAGCAUGACCCAAGAUAUCGUUCAUGGCAAGACACGCUCAUUGCGUACCUGGAGUGGUUCUUCAGCACAUCAUCGGUGAAACACCUCCGGGCGAAUAUGGCUGUCGCAAGAGAGAGCAUAAACGGAUUCAGCAAUCUUAUGUGCAUCCAAAAGCUCAAUGAGGAGUUGCGAAUGCUAAGAAUUGCUCUGACACGACCUAUGUCCCGUGCAGAGAUUGAACGGAACUUGCGCCUGGAAAUCGAAGAAAAAAUUGACUUAGUCAAACAAGCAAUUAAGAUAAAGAACUCUGUACAUCGUACGAGGACAAGACAGUUAAGAGCUGCCACGAGAAAUAUCACGCAAAACCAGCCCAAAGGUCACUCCAUCGAUUUUGUGUCUGCUCCGACUGAACUGCUUCGGUUUACAACGUCGCUCGACACAUUUGCAGAGGAAGUACUAUCUUCACGCCAAUCAAGCCGCCGGACCAACAGUUCUCGAGCAUCAGACUAUAUAAGCACUAUUUCUGAGCCAUCGACUUCUACGCCUCAAAGGCCAUCCAUGCCAGCAACAACAUCUGGAAUUAACAUCGAAACGAGUUCCUCAAUUAGUACCGUUUCCACCAAUUCGAAUCAGACUCCUAUCCUUGAUCCUAGCUCGAUAUCAAGCGCACCGGCCAUAUAUGAUGAUACCCCUGAGCCUAGAUCCAGCCAUAAAUCCGCGAAUAAGCCGAUAUAUAGCAGUGGCGGGACAGUCGAGCGCUUUGACAUGAGAGCAAGAGAGUACAUCAACGACCCCGACGGCACCAUUCUGAGUCCACCAAAGGUGAAACCCCACUAUGCAUCUACAUCUAUACGGAAGGAAACGCAAAUUGGACGACAUACUAUCACAUUGGACGCUACGGAGUUCACCAUGAACACUCACUCACUACGCGUGGACAACUAUGAAGUCGGGCUGAAGUUCUUCCAAACCCUCAAGGAGCAUCAGGAUAAACUCGACAGGCUGGAUCAAGUACUUGGUAAGGGCGAUGAGUAUUGGUAUGGUAUUCCUGAUUGGGUGAUAACACCUACCGGAGUGACGAUGCAAGCGACUGCUCUUGGGAUACGCGAUGUUUGAAUCGGAGCUGCGUCUCAUUAGGAAGACAACAAGCCAAACUGCCCUCGCGCGAACACCAAGGCCAUACUCUUUGAGACUUCCCUCAGAAGCUACUCAUCACGUGCUGGCUUGGUGGCGCUGCUUUCUGGUAGAGAGUAACGUUAGCCGGUCGGAUCUGCAUUUCUCCAUCGCGGU
This is a messenger RNA of Macroventuria anomochaeta, 1597 nucleotides long. RefSeq lists its product as uncharacterized. The record is from RefSeq and is a predicted model, not a curated record. NCBI's taxonomy places the organism in Eukaryota, Fungi, Ascomycota, Dothideomycetes, Pleosporales, Didymellaceae. The transcript has 2 exons. Bases 38 to 1423 code for a protein of 461 amino acids.